GGUAUUGGGGGGGGGCAGCCCACUUUCGGCUGUCCCGCGGCUUCCCCUCGCUAUCAAGGGGGGAUUUGGGGAUCUCAGCCCCUUCUCCUCCGCCCACCUCGGCAGCCCGAGGGGCCGGCACCGGCCUGCCCCGCCCGUACGGGCUGAUUGGCCGUGUCCCGGCUCCGCCACCGCCUCGGGUCUCUCUGGCUUCCGAGAUGGCGGCGCAGGUGCUGGGCAAGGCGCUGGUGUCCUCCAAAUGGCUGGCCGAGGCCGUGAAAGCCGGGCGGGUCGGGGCCGGCUUGCGGGUGCUCGAUGCCUCCUGGUACCCUCCGCAGGAGCGAAACGCUCGGCAGGAGUUCAGGGAGAGCCACAUCCCCGGGGCGUCUUUCUUUGACAUCGAGGAGUGCCGGGACAAGUCGUCCCCGUACGACUUCAUGCUGCCCAGCGAGGCUGGCUUCGCCGACUACGUGGGGCAGCUGGGGAUCAGCAACGACACCCACGUCGUGGUGUACGACGGGGAUAAGCUGGGCACUUUCUACGCCCCCCGUGCCUGGUGGAUGUUUCGGGUCUUCGGGCACCGGCAGGUGUCGGUGCUGAAUGGUGGCUUCAAGAAUUGGGUGAAGGAGGGCCACCCCGUGACGGCGGAGGUCAGCCAGCCCACACCGGCGGUCUUUAAGGCCAAGCUGGACAAGAGCCUGCUGAAGACCUUCGAGGAGAUGAUGGAGAACGUGGGGUCCAAGCGGUUCCAGGUGGUGGAUUCCCGCCCCGAGGGCCGGUUUCGGGGGACUGAGCUGGACCAAGGGCUGGAAUCUGGUCACAUCCCCGGUGCUGUGAACAUACCCUUCCAAUCAUUCCUAACAGAAACUGGCCACGAGAAGAGUGUCGAGGAGAUUCAACAGAUGUUCCGCGAGAAGAAAGUGGAUCUCUCAAAGCCGCUGACGAUCACGUGCCGUAAAGGCGUCACGGCGUGUCACAUUGCCUUGGCUGCCUACCUGUGCGGCAAGCCUGACGUGUCCAUUUAUGAUGGUUCUUGGUCGGAGUGGUUCCACCGUGCCCCACCUGAGUACAAGGUCUCUGAGAUGAAGCGCAACAAGGCCUAGAGGGAGCCUUGUUUCUUGGGCAGCGAGAUCCAGCAGCUAUCUCCAGCCCAGGCUAGGGGGGAAGUGGAAAUAAAGAAAAAUCAUGCUGAUUUGUAUUUUGGCAAUUUUUCUAAGAAUAAUUUUUAUCACUUCUUACACUUUCUCACAAUGAAAUAAAAUUUACUUCAAAGAUGA
Messenger RNA from Anas platyrhynchos (mallard), 1256 nucleotides. RefSeq names its product thiosulfate sulfurtransferase (gene TST). The record is from RefSeq and is a predicted model, not a curated record. Gene Ontology annotation, cellular component: mitochondrion. NCBI's taxonomy places the organism in Eukaryota, Metazoa, Chordata, Aves, Anseriformes, Anatidae. Gene Ontology annotation, molecular function: thiosulfate-cyanide sulfurtransferase activity.